Acanthaster planci (crown-of-thorns starfish) is the source of this 6819-nucleotide messenger RNA. RefSeq names its product guanine nucleotide-binding protein G(q) subunit alpha. The record is from RefSeq and is a predicted model, not a curated record. Gene Ontology annotation, biological process: adenylate cyclase-modulating G protein-coupled receptor signaling pathway. Gene Ontology annotation, molecular function: guanyl nucleotide binding; GTPase activity; G-protein beta/gamma-subunit complex binding. Gene Ontology annotation, cellular component: cytoplasm; heterotrimeric G-protein complex. NCBI's taxonomy places the organism in Eukaryota, Metazoa, Echinodermata, Asteroidea, Valvatida, Acanthasteridae.
UGAGGUUUCCAGUCUAGGUAGGAAUCUUGCUCGUUUCCCAUCUUACACCACACCCAGCGUUGUAGGUCCCCUUUCGACUCUCCUGGCGUCAGAAUUGUACAGGAAUUACCAGUUUAUUCAGGGCACUACAUCGGACAAACGGGGCCAAUUCGGGAUCCCCGAUUUGCUAUAAUUUCUGGGGAACGCUACGGCUUGAGAAUAGCCUCUAGUUGUGGGUGCUAGGAGUGGAAAAUCGGCGUUUUUCUGCGCUGGUCACAAUCUCCACAGAGAGUAAAUUGCAGCCUGGCCGGCAACCCCCAUUCAACAUGGCUUGUUGUUUGAGCGAAGAAGCUAAAGAAGCCAAGAGAAUCAACCAAGAAAUUGAGAAACAGCUACGCAAAGAUAAACGCGAUGCGCGUCGAGAGCUCAAGCUACUUCUUCUUGGAACUGGGGAGAGUGGAAAAAGCACAUUCAUCAAACAGAUGAGGAUCAUCCACGGAUCGGGGUACUCGGAAGAAGACCGGAAAACAUUCACCAAACUGGUAUACCAGAACAUCUUCAUGGCAGCAAAUGCAAUGAUCAGAGCCAUGGAUACGUUGAAGAUUCCCUAUGGUGACCCUACGAAUGAGAAAAGGUCUGCAGAUAUUAGAUUAAUAGACCACGAGAAUGUAACACAGUUUGUAGAACCAAACGUAACGUACAUAGAAAGUAUAUGGAGCGAUUCUGGUAUACAGGAGUGCUACGACAGAAGGAGAGAAUACCAGCUCACUGAUUCAGCAAAAUACUACCUUUCCGAUUUAAGGCGAAUCGCUAAUGCAAACUACGUUCCCACAGAACAAGAUGUAUUGAGAGUAAGAGUGCCUACGACAGGCAUCAUCGAGUACCCAUUUGAUUUAGACUCCAUUAUUUUCAGAAUGGUUGAUGUAGGAGGUCAGAGGUCGGAGCGACGUAAGUGGAUUCACUGCUUUGAGAACGUCACAUCCAUCAUGUUCCUAGUCGCCUUAAGUGAAUAUGACCAAGUACUGGUAGAGUCCGAUAGCGAGAAUCGGAUGGAAGAGAGCAAAGCAUUGUUUAGGACAAUUAUCACAUAUCCCUGGUUCCAGAACUCGUCGGUCAUCUUGUUCCUCAACAAGAAAGACCUGCUGGAGGAAAAGAUCAUGCACUCACAUCUUGUAGAUUACUUCCCAGAGUUUGAUGGUCCCCAGCGUGAUGCUCAAGCAGCAAGGGAAUUCAUCCUGAAGAUGUUUGUGGAGCUGAACCCGGACAGCGAUAAGAUCAUCUAUUCCCAUUUUACCUGCGCCACGGACACGGAGAAUAUUCGCUUUGUGUUUGCGGCUGUCAAGGACACCAUUCUCCAGUUGAACCUCAAGGAGUACAAUCUGGUGUAGUGUUAGAGCGAGCGAGCGAGAGAGUGCGUGAUUUUUGUCCACCGGUCGACACAGUGUGGUGUGGGCUAUGGCCUCACCCAGUGGCCGGGGGGUUAUAGCCACGUAGCCUUUUGUUGUAUUUUCAAUCACGCUAGCCAUUUUUUCUACGACCGUUGUUAGUCUAACAACGUCAACCGAAUGGCUGUCAUAAAUGUGCAUAAGUACAGUCUUGCGUACAUGAACGGUGAAACACAAUAGGGCAACAUUUUCGUGCGGAUUUUAGAUUUUUUUUUCCAUGGACUUUUUUCUUGUUUUUAAAGUGAGGGAGUGAGAGAAAUCGUUACCAAAAGGAAACAUUUUGGGACCGUUUUAAGACUUUUUUUAAAACAACGUGCCGGCACGUUUUGGACUUUCUGGAAAAAGUUGUUCUGUAAAAGAAAAAAGUAAAAGCAACUGGCAUCAAGAAGAGCUGGUCUUAAUUGAUUUAUUCAACUGGAAGUUCAAGCGUGUGGAAAUUGUUGCUGAUUGUGUAGAAUUUUUUUUUCCUUUUUGGGAAAAAAAAUUGAUAAAAAUGCACCGGACACCACCAGCACGGGCCCAGUUUUUACUAUUCAUUUGGCUGGCCCUUGAAGCAUGUACGCAGUAGGUGCCGUGGAUACACUGGAAUGUUGUGCGUGGUGUCUUUAAUUUGGGACAUUUUGAGAGAAAAAUGAGGACGCCGGCAAGUUUUGCCACUGUCAUGAGCUGCAGCUUUGUCAUGGCUAGCUGUCUUGUUUGAUACCCUUGGAUUCAGUAGGCUGUGUUUUCUAUAACUAAAACAAAAAGAGAGAAAUAAAUCUGUACUUGAGUCCAAACACCAGACAGCUUGCUCAGUAACAUCAGACUUAAUGUCGAUAUUCCCGGAUGAUGUUUAUGAGCAUCAGUACAUAGGAGGUACUCAGUUUCAAAUGUUGGUUUUGUCCAAACAGAUGUUUAAUAUUUAAGUAAUUUUCUUUUAUAUAUAUAUAUAUUUAAAAACUGAAAAUAUUUUACUUCUGUGAUACUAGUUAAUCUUCUGGUUAAUGGCAAUUGGUUUUUUGUUUUUUUAGCAAGGUAUCAGCAGACGAGUUUUGUUACCAUUGAUACUGCCACAUGCAUCAAUUGGGCAAGUUGUGAGCUUUGAUGACCUUGACGGCCGAGGUUAGAUUUGGUAUGCGGUUUGACAUUUUGCAUGUCACGUUCCCUUGCCAGAACACUACAGAAAAGUACAUGUAGUUACUAAUGCUGUUAAUUGCAUAGCACUGUUUUAUUGUUAAGCUGGCAAAUUGAAAUUCGAGUUGUGUUUCGUUUGGCAACUCCACUGAAAGUUGGACUGAUGCAAUUUUUAGAGACAUUUGGAUUGGGAUCCUGGAAAAGAAAUGACAGAAUUAAUGUUAACUUCCUGCAGGACUUUAUGGCAGAUGAUAUGAAAACCAAAAAAGGAGGGGAAAAAAAAGCAAAUGAAACCAAAUCACAUGGGCACCGGUGAAAAAUUCAAGUAUUUCAUGAAGAGUUUUUAAGAGAAAUUGGGUUUGACCCAACCAUUAGUGUCUUAAUAGCUAAAGAAAAAAGGCAACCGGAAAAAAACCCAACCAAAUAACACAAUGUCAAUUAAGAGGAAUUAAAAAAGUCUUAGUUUCUUUGCAUAACAACACCCUGUUAGAACACCUUGUCUCAUGGGGGUUGGAUGGGUGGGAUGGGAUUGAGGGUAGAAUCCUGGGUAGUCUUGUAUUGUCUCUAGGACUCGAGUAGAUUUUUUAGUGGUGCUAGAUUCCACGAAUUGGUGGUCUGUGUUGAGUCAUAUAAAGUAAUUGUGUUGGCGUAACAUUCAGUGAGAGAGACAAACCUUUUAGGCACUGUGUACGCCUUGUCAACUUUUGUUAACCUAUUGUUUUCUCACGAUCUCAGUGUUGAUAUUAAAAAAACUGCUAAUAUUAAUACAUUUUAAAAAAUGAUGGUGAUUAUCAUGACAACGAUGGCCACCCUGAAAGGUUGUCCUUUUUUUUUUUUUUUAAAUCUUCUUGAUAGUGUCCUUGCUUGUGGGGUAGUCAUUUUAGGAGAUUCGUUAAUGUUUAACACCUUUUAAGGUUUAAGCAGUUUGGCUUGAAUGUGUCAACUCCCUCUCCCUUUUUUCGGGUGGGCAAUUUUUAUGGAAAGAAUGUAAUUUUUUGACAAUGAAAUGCACAAAUGCCUACUCAUUUAAACUUGCUAUUACCAGCAUAUUUAUUAAUUUCAUUUGAGUGUUUUUUUCUUUCUUUCUUUGGUUAUUAAUGGUACUAUGAAGUCAUCCCUUGCCGCAACAUCACAAACGUGAAUUUCCUCUCCCGUCCCCCUCCAAAGAAAAAGACACAGUCAUUCAGUAAAUUUGAAGACAAAGGUUGAACAUCAGACAAGGCUGCCUCUGUUGUAUUGACAAUAAUAGUGAUUAAAAGAAAUCCAAUAUCUGGCUACGGUUCAUUAUGGAAGACACUUGUUGUAUAGAUCUGUAUUUGGGAUAAACACUUGGAAACGACGUGUAGGUUAUUGGUGCCGUAACCAAUGUAGUCUUAAGGUGUAACAGGUUGGGUGGACGUUAACUCUCCCAGGCUGCUCUGAAGGAUGUUCAUUGUAUUCAUUUGUUUGAAAAAAAGUGCUGGCAGGUUUUGAAUUUUAUGAAAAAAAGUUUAAAAAUAAAAAACCUUUAAAGGGACCAAACCAAAAAAAAGUUUAAAAAUUAUUUAAAAAAAAAACAAUUGCCAAUUUUGAUGGCAGGUAUGCACACAUUGAUGAAUUGAAAAACCUUGCAACUGUGUAUAAGUAAAAUAUAAUCCAUCAGACAACAACGUUAUGAAAACUGCCCUUCAUUAUUUCUCUCCUAAACACAUCACUAGAUUUAGAACUCAAUAAACAGGCCUUUUUGAAUUGGUCCGAGCAUAUAUUACUGUACAGUUGGUGUAUAACGUAAGAUUAGUAGUUCAUAAGGAUUAAACAAAUUGAAAAAGAAAAAAAAAAAGAAGAAAAAAAAAAAGAAAAAGUGGUUUAAUUAGAGUUGCACUGCUGUCUGCCUGGCCUGACAUCUGAGUUGAGGCUCUGGUUUCGUUUCUUGUAUUGUGUGUUGCUAUUUAUAAGACUUCAUAUGUAUAUAAAUAAAUAUGAACCCAUAUGUAUUUAUAUAUGUAUUAACAUUCGGCACCGCGGGAUGUGAAUGUGUAAUUAUCUAUGCCUUGAACUAUUUCACUGUUUUUAGUCCAAGACAAGUUUUGUUGUGUACAUUGUACACCGAGACAUGUCCACCAACAAGUUUUUUAACAUGUAUGUGUGGAGUAACUUUAAGGGUCAUAGGUCACAUCCCUGAGCUGGAUGUGAAUUAGGUGAAACAAUGAUUCCCAAGAAUUAACCAAUACUUAAAAAGAAAACCACCAGUACUAUGCAUUCCCCGUUUGAAUGAUAUGUGACAUAGGAUUGAUUGUUGGGAGUUUGUUGGCAAGGGAGGGAAGAGCAUAUAGGCAUAUAGUUUAACUUUUAAAAAAGCAAGCCUUUUUGUUUCUUUCUUUUUUUUUCCCUUAAUUUUUUGUUUGUUGGAUACAUGUCAGAAGCAGAGUAGAUACCAGUGUCUAUAGCACAUGUACUGAUAUCCUGAAAGCUCCAAGACCCAUUUGGGUUCAGUGAGUUUUUAUGGACUGCUCAAACAUCUUACAUUGAUAAGUCUGGCACACUCCGAACCUGAUGCCGUGAAAUGGCCUAUGCUCAAAACCGAUCUCAGAACAAGCGUUGAGGAACGGUUAAAGAAUAGUCUCUUUGCUCUGCACUGCUGAGUAUGCAUCCUUUGGAAGAUUGAAAAAUGAACUCGGAUAUUGGGGGUUGAUUUAAAGUGGCACUCUGAUCAGUGCCAAUGCAAGUGGCUUGCUGUGGGCUCUAAUGUGGUGUGGUAUCACUGUUGUAAUGUGGUGUGAGGGUAUCUGGCAAGGGCACAGAUGGAACCAGUUUGAACCAGUCUCGACUUGAUCACAGCCAGAUGGAUUGAACCAGUUUGAACCAGUCUGGACUUGAUCACAACCAGAUGGAUUGAACCAGUUUGAACCCGUCUAGACUUGAUCACAACCAGUUGGAUCAGGUCCAUGUGGAUUUUUUUUUAGUAUGGUACCUAUUCCGUGCACAUGAAAAUCUUGCUUGUUGAGUUGGAUGACCACACACCUUACUGCUGGCUGCAAAAAUUAACUUCUAGUAACUUUCCAUCUUUAUUUCAAGAGAACUUGUCUUGGUUGACUGUUUGGCAGUUCUACUGCUCUCCACUUUUUGCCGUGGGUUACUUGUAAGUGUAAGAAUUUCCAAUAAGAAACAAAACCAGAAUCUGUAAAAAUUUGUGAAUUUGCGGGAAUUUUUGUUCUCCAAGUCAGUCAGUGCCAGCUUGACUGCUGAGGAAAUUUCUGUUCUCUCUCGCUCUCAUCGAGUAAUCCAGGAGUCCAUAUUCUACCAUUUUCGAGCUCAUCACGUCCAACAUACAACCCAUUCUUGCUAAGCCAGAUUUCUCUAGGACACUUUUUGGUUUUGUUUUUCCUCCCUACUAAUCACAUGAAUCUAUAAGUUAAGCAGCUGUGCAGAUCUCUUUUUAAAAAGUACAGUAAGGGGGGAAUUGUGGGAGUAACGUAAGAUUUUACAUUGUAUAUGUAUAUAUUCAUAGAUGGUGGUAGGCGUUUAUUAUCACGUCGAAACACAAACACUGUUUGAUUACGCGUUCUCCACCUUGACUUUUUUGGCGGCAAGGUUAAUGUGGGGGGGUGUACUAUUAACAAAUGUGAAUGUUAGAACGUAUCGCAGAAGUUGUACUGUAGGAUUUGUCAAAAAAAAAAAGAAACAUUAAAUAUACGCUGCCUGCUGUUGUCAGAGAUAUUAACAAUUAUUGAUAUUUUUAUUUUGUUUUUUGCAUGUCAAUUUUACUGGUUCAAGCAUAGUACAGUUGGAGGUAGCUGUGAUAACGGUUGUUUUCAGAACAGUGUUUUUUUUUUCUUGUGGAAGUAAAAGGUACGAGUUUUGCAGAUCUUGAAGGUAUAUAGGUUAAUUGUUCAAGAGCACAUGCAGAGUUCAUACAGUACACAUCUUGAUAAUUCAUGUACUUUAACAAAAAAAAAUUGUGAAAAUGGGUGUGAAGGAUGCUUGUAUAACUGUGGGGGAUGUUUCUUGCCAAAUUUCUUUGGGAGGGGAGGGGGAAGUGGAUACUUGGCAAAAGAAGAUAACUUGACUUUUUUCAGUAUCUUUGUUUUCUUUUUAGAUAAGUAUGAAAUGAGUAAUCUUGUCAGAUCUUAACUUGGUCUUCAUGUACCUUUUUAAGUUAACAUUUGUACUGUUGUACCUGGUAAGUAAUUCUAGUCUGUGUAAAAGUGUGUGAUUGGAUGAAUCUUUUGAAGAAAAAAAGGUGUUGACAAUGUACUGUUUUAAAUGCGUCUGGUCAGUUAAACCAUGCCUUGGCUUAUUUGAA